CUCUUCCCUAUCCGUUCCGAGAGAAGAGGAGAGUAAGAGACAAGCUGAAAGAACCCAAAACCAGAGACACAGAGGCGAGAGAGAGAGAGAUUGAAGCUCGUCUAAACUGUUCGGUUCCUACCGUUACUCACUCUGCAUUGUCUACUUUGAAGCCUCGAAGUAGAUAAGGUUUUGAAGAAGAGUGAAACCAACAGUACUGGGAAUGGAGUGUAUUGGAGCUCGUAAUUUGGCGGCAAUGGCUGUUUCUACGUGCCCUACUUCGAGGUCAAGAAAGAAGAGACUGAGAAAUAAACAAGCUAUUCUGAUAAAUCCAAACAGUUCGUGUGUGUUGGCUUUGAAAAUGAGGUGUAGCGCUGGAAGUGAGAGUUGUGUGGCCGUUAGAGAAGAUUUCGCUGACGACGAAGAUUAUGUAAAGGCUGGUGGAUCCGAGCUUUUGUUUGUUCAAAUGCAGCAGAAUAAGGCCAUGGAUAAACAGUCAAAACUUGCCGAUAAGCUGCCGCAAAUAUUGAUCGGAGAUAGCAUACUGGAUUUGGUGGUAAUUGGUUGUGGCCCAGCUGGCCUUGCUCUUGCUGCAGAAUCAGCGAAGCUAGGCUUAAAUGUUGGACUUAUUGGACCAGAUCUUCCUUUUACAAACAAUUAUGGUGUGUGGGAGGAUGAAUUUAAAGAUCUUGGGCUUGAAAGGUGUAUUGAGCACGUUUGGCCAGACACCAUUGUAUAUCUUGAUGACGGUGAUCCCAUUCUGAUUGGUCGUGCAUAUGGACGAGUUAACCGUCAUUUGCUUCAUGAGGAGUUGUUGAAAAGGUGUGUCGAGUCAGGUGUUUCAUAUCUUAGCUCCAAAGUGGAAAGGAUUACUGAAGCACGAAAUGGUCAGAGUCUCGUAGAAUGUGAAUGCAAUGUUGUCAUUCCCUGCAGGCUUGCUACUGUUGCAUCUGGAGCAGCAUCAGGGAAACUCUUGCAGUAUGAAGUAGGGGGUCCCAGGGUUUCUGUCCAAACAGCUUAUGGAUUGGAGGUCGAGGUGGAAAACAAUCCAUAUGACCCCAGCCUGAUGGUUUUCAUGGAUUACAGAGACUACAUCAAACAAAAAGUUCAAUGUUUAGAAACACAAUAUCCAACAUUUCUUUAUGCAAUGCCCAUGUCCCCCACACAAGUCUUCUUUGAGGAAACUUGUUUGGCUUCAAUGGAUGCCAUGCCUUUUGAUCUAUUGAAGAAGAAACUAAUGUCAAGAUUAGAGACAAUGGGAGUCCGCAUAAUGAAAACCUAUGAAGAGGAAUGGUCUUAUAUUCCAGUUGGUGGAUCCUUACCAAAUACAGAGCAGAAGAACCUUGCAUUUGGUGCUGCUGCUAGCAUGGUGCAUCCUGCCACUGGUUAUUCAGUAGUAAGAUCAUUGUCAGAGGCUCCAAACUAUGCUUCCGUAAUUGCAAAUAUUUUGAAACAAAGUCAGUCCAGGGGCAUGCUUACUAGGAGUACAGGAAAUGUCUCGAUGCAAGCUUGGAACACUCUUUGGCCACAAGAAAGGAAACGCCAGAGGGCAUUCUUUCUCUUUGGACUAGCGCUUAUUUUGCAGCUGGACAUCGAGGGGAUAAGGACAUUUUUUCAUACUUUCUUCCGCUUACCAAAGUGGAUGUGGCAGGGAUUUCUUGGCUCUACUCUCUCCUCAGCAGACCUCAUGUUAUUUGCCUUCUAUAUGUUUGUCAUAGCACCCAAUGACAUGAGAAAGUGCCUUAUUAGCCAUCUUCUUUCUGAUCCAACUGGAGCAACUAUGAUAAGAACAUAUCUCACAAUAUAGUCAAUACCUUUUGUAUCUCUUCUCUGUUGUGUUCUAUUCAAUAUCUUGAUUUUAGAUUACACUAUGAGCCCUACCGCCUUUGAACAUUAUGUAUAUACAACUUUUGUAUUGGUUUAGUAUCUGUUUGUUACAUGUUCACAAUUUUGUUUUCCUGCUGAACUUCAAGGUAUUUUCAUCGUGUACUUUCCGUUUAGAACUUAUAGAAUAAUGAUGAUAAGCAUUUUUUUCUUAUUAUCCAC
Ilex paraguariensis (yerba mate) is the source of this 2025-nucleotide messenger RNA. Lineage: Eukaryota; Viridiplantae; Streptophyta; Magnoliopsida; Aquifoliales; Aquifoliaceae. The record is from the annotation of a GenBank genome assembly.